AUGAAGUUGUCCCUUGCUGGAUGCAGCUUUAACCGCAACCCAAUGACCCACGACGCUGUUGCUGGUAUUUCCGAAGUGGUCACUAUAACCGAAAGUAUGAGAAUGAAAUCAAUGCCCACGGAUAUCAGCGGUGAAGAGAGCUGGCGAAACAAGUCGUACGCAUUGAUAGACUUUGGAUCAGCUUGUCUCCUCGACAGCGGAAGAAAGCUAUUCUCUCGUGCUUACCCCAUAGCUUACAGAGCGCCAGAGGUCGCAGUUGAAGCUGGUUGGGAUACUGCGGCGGAUAUCUGGGCAGCAGGGUGCAUGCUUUUCAGCAUGCUCACCCACUUCAAUUUGUAUCCACCGGCGACAGACGAUAAAACUCUCCCUGUACUUCAGAUGCAGCUUUUUGGCAACCUUCCGCCAGAUCUUAUUGCAUGUAGCAAGAAGAGGGACGUGUUCUGGGAGGAAAAUGGUGACAUUUAUGCUCCAUUCCGAAUCACAUAUCCGUCCUUCGACGAACUGUUGCAGCAAGCGGCGCCUCUGAUGACGCCACAGUGUUCCGACUUCCUUCGCCGUAUGCUGACGGUGGAUCCCGGAAAGCGCGCGACCGUCCAAGACUUGCUCGGACAUCCUUGGCUCGCCGCUUAA
This is a messenger RNA of Sparassis crispa, 630 nucleotides long. Its product is annotated as Serine/threonine-protein kinase SRPK. Lineage: Eukaryota; Fungi; Basidiomycota; Agaricomycetes; Polyporales; Sparassidaceae. Gene Ontology annotation, molecular function: protein serine/threonine kinase activity; ATP binding; transcription coactivator activity. Bases 1 to 630 code for a protein of 209 amino acids. The record is from RefSeq and is a predicted model, not a curated record. Gene Ontology annotation, biological process: positive regulation of DNA-templated transcription; peptidyl-threonine phosphorylation; peptidyl-serine phosphorylation. The transcript is spliced from 4 exons. Gene Ontology annotation, cellular component: nucleus.